AUGGACACCAUUGACACAGGAAGGGGUCUGGAGGAGGGAAAAUUUCCCUUUCUGGUGAAAGGGGACUGGAACAUUAUGGCAGUCAAGUCUUUAAAAGCUUUGUUGUGGUCUCUUCAGCAGGUAACAUCGAAAGGUGCUGGCUUAAACCCUAAUGCAAAAGUGUGGCAAGAAGCACCCCAAGGCAGUGGUGAGGCUGUGCCGCCAACAAAUGGCGCAGAGCACUCAUGGCAAGAAACAGCGGCUGCACAAGGGACUCAUACCGAGGGUAACAUAGAGAUUUCAGAGGACAGCUGCAAGCAAUAUGAAGUGAUGUAUUCCCCAUCUUGUGAAGCCACAAGAAAUGGCACAGGAGUUGAUGAAGCAUCUGCAAAUGGAAUUGUCCUAGCAACUGAAGAUCUUGGAUACCAAAUCUAUGAAGUGUCUGGUGAAGGCAGCUCCACUGUGUCCACAGAAGACAUUAGAGAAUGUUUGAAGAAACAACUUGAAUUCUGUUUCUCACGUGAGAAUCUUUCAAAGGAUCUCUACUUGAUGUCUCAAAUGGAUAGUGAUCAGUUUGUUCCAAUAUGGACUAUUGCCAACAUGGAAGGUAUUAAGAAGCUGACAACUGAUAUGGACCUUAUUCUUGAAGUUUUGAGAUCUUCUCCUAUGGUACAAGUGGAUGAGAGAGGAGAAAAAGUCAGACCAAACCACAAACGAUGUAUUAUCAUUCUCCGUGAGAUCCCUGAAACAACACCUAUAGAGGAGGUUAAGGCUCUGUUUAAAAAUGAAAACUGCCCCAAAGUGAUAAGCUGUGAGUUUGCUCACAAUAACAACUGGUACGUUACAUUCCAGUCAGAUACAGAUGCGCAACAGGCAUUUAAAUACUUAAGGGAAGAAGUGAAAACCUUUCAGGGCAAGCCAGUAAUGGCAAGGAUAAAAGCCAUCAACACAUUUUUUGCUAAGAAUGGUUACCGGGUAGUGGAUUCCAGUGUCUAUACGCAGCCAGUUCAAACACAAGCACAGUUUGCCUCACCACUGUUUAUGCAGCCUGUAUAUAGUCCUCAGCAGUACUCUAUUUACAGCAUUGUGCCUCAGACAUGGUCUCCAAAUCCUGCACCUUACUUUGAAACACCACUGGCCCCCUUUCCUAACGGUGGAUUUGUGAAUGGCUUUAAUACACCAGGAUCAUAUAAAACAAAUGCUGCUUCUUUGAGUAUAGGUCGCCCAUUCCAUAGAAAUCGUGUGAAGCCUCACUUCCGAUCAUCUAGCAGCUCAGAACAUGCUGUAGAGGGUCCAGCUGCUGUCAGCAGCAUGCCAGCGGGGGAUGGACCACUGAACAGAACGAGCUCAAGGAAUUUUGUUAUGGAGCGACAUAACAGUACGUUAACUGGGCACCAAGACCAAGGUUAUUCCCAGAAGGAUUCUCCUACCACACAGAUGGAGCAGAAUGGAGAUUAUGGCAUUGGCAGGGGCAGGAGGAAUGUUUUCAGAGGUCGGAGGAGACGAGAAGAUGACCGGGUUUCAAGACCUCAGCCUUCAGCAGAAACAAAGACUCAGACACCAAAGUUCGACUUGCUAGCAUCAAAUUUCCCACCUUUGCCUGGCAGCACAGCAAAAACACUGGGAGAGCCUGUGCUGGAGAGCAGGAUGUCCGAUAUUGUUAAAGGAGUCUGCAAAGAAAAGGAAAGCAAAGAUUUGCUGCCCAGCUGUCCAGCUCCUGCUCAGGAAGAACAGACGCCCAGCACUGUCCAAGAGCCUGUGACGAGUGUGAGUUUGCCCAGUGAGACUGAAGCUGUGGUCUUAAGCACAGUCCAGUCAGACAGCAAACCAGAAGAAGUGUCUGCUCAGAAAGAUGUUACAAGCCACGCUUCCCCACCAGUGUCUGCCUCUCCUGUCAGUGCUGGAAAGCCACCAAGGACAAAUACCACUUCACCUUCUACUAUUGCAAGUGCAGCUCCUGCUUUGCUGAUGCAGGAGCCACGCAAGCUAAGUUAUGCUGAAGUUUGCCAGAAGCCCCCAAAGGAGCCUCCUGCAGUUGCUGUUCAGCCUCUGAGGGAACAUCGCACCAACAUAGUUCCCCCUGCCAAAAAUGAAGAAAAUGGCACACCUGAGAAGGCUUCGGAGAAGGCUCAUGACAAGGUUGAAGGGCGAAUGAAGGAUUAUUCUGGGUUCCGAGGUAACGGGCCUCCCAGGGGAGCUGCUGAAAAUCAGGGAACAGAGGCGCCAAUUUGGACGCAGAUCAUCGCCUCAGGGAGCACCUCGACGUAUCGGCAAGGAGCAGUAUGUGCCACCCCGGUCACCAAAGUAACACUUGUCCAGGCAAUUUCUCUGUUUGAUUUGAGCUGUGGACUAAUAAGCAGCAAAGGAGACUGUGAGAAGGAAGUAUUCAUGAAGGGGAAUACUGAACUGGAGCGUGGCUUGUGUGAAGUUGUGGAGAGUCCCAAAAUUCAUCUCUAAAAGUGAUGUCACAAAUGCUGGAGGAUUCCAAUCAAUAUAAAUAUAGAGAUUAUAAUUUUUGUAUUUUUGUUUUUAAUUUGCAGAGGGUUUUCUGCUUGAAAUCAGUUUUGGGGUUGUGAAACUAGCGUUUUGACAAAGUGAAAGAAUAUGAAUUGACAAAUUAACCUGUCCCUCAGUGUAGGAGGAAAAGGAUAAGAGAAUAUUAUUUUUGAAAAAUGAGCAUUUCUGUAAAAUUAGAACUUUUUUUAACCUAUUUAACAUUUGGCUUGUCAGAUGAUGUCUGCCAUUGAUGGCCUUGCAUUGCAGAGCACGUCUGCAGCCGAGGUGCUUGGUCAGUGUGAGUGAAAUGCGUGCAGCCAGAUACUGUUGUCAUGACUUAGUCACUGAUGAUAAAAACUGAAUGUACUACUGUAGUAAACUUUGUGUUUCCAGCUUGAAGUAUAGUCUCUUGACCUUACUAAUAACUCACCCAGCAAGCUU
This is a messenger RNA of Phaethon lepturus (White-tailed tropicbird), 2916 nucleotides long. It is a transcript of the gene LARP4, whose product is annotated as La ribonucleoprotein domain family, member 4. The record is from RefSeq and is a predicted model, not a curated record. Gene Ontology annotation, molecular function: mRNA 3'-UTR binding. NCBI's taxonomy places the organism in Eukaryota, Metazoa, Chordata, Aves, Phaethontiformes, Phaethontidae. Gene Ontology annotation, biological process: positive regulation of translation. Gene Ontology annotation, cellular component: cytosol; cytoplasmic stress granule.